Molossus molossus (Pallas's mastiff bat) is the source of this 1859-nucleotide messenger RNA. It is a transcript of the gene PRRX1, whose product is annotated as paired related homeobox 1. The coding region runs from base 1041 to 1694 and encodes 217 amino acids. NCBI's taxonomy places the organism in Eukaryota, Metazoa, Chordata, Mammalia, Chiroptera, Molossidae. The record is from RefSeq and is a predicted model, not a curated record. Gene Ontology annotation, molecular function: DNA binding; DNA-binding transcription factor activity, RNA polymerase II-specific. Gene Ontology annotation, biological process: regulation of DNA-templated transcription. The transcript is spliced from 5 exons.
AGACUGUUUUUCGGUCCGAGGGAAAGGAGGAAGAAGGAGAUUGUGAUGGGGAAAGGGGGUCUGUAAAUCGUCAGGCACGGCACAAAGGCUUUGCCACGUAAUUACAGGCUCCUAUUAAGUCGAGAUCUGCCCUCCCUGGGGUCUCCAAUUUUCUUGUAUUCCCUACAAAGCGUCCUCUGCAUGCCAGUUUGUGCCUUUUGAAGUGCCAGAGAGCUUCUUGAUCCAACUGAGAAGGAAAAGGAGCUGGGCAAGAAGAGGGGGAGAGAGAGCAGGGAAGGGAAAGGGGGGAACCCUCCACCACCCUCCUUCGGACUCUUCAAGCCCUUUUUUUUUUUUUCCUUCCUCCCAACGAAAAGUAAAGUGAGAAUCCUGCUCUCCAAUACAUCUGCAAGACAUCACCCUCUCCUCCUGAAACUUUAGUCACUCCUGAGAAUCCACAGGAGUGCGGAGAGGGGAACACGUUUUCUUGAAGAUGUUUUGAAGCUGGAACAAGCCUUCUUCUGUUGGUGCUUGAACUCUUGCCUGGGAAUAACUUUUUUAACCUUAAAAAAACCCACUUUGAUUCUUCUCUCCCACCCCUUCUCCUCUCUUCUUGUGUUUGCCUAACUCCCCCGCCCUGCUGGCCUCCCCUCUCAUCUCUCCCCCUGACUAUUAUUUUUAGUGUGUGCGUGUGGACGCUUUUGGGGAGAGAGGUGGAAGAGAUUUUUUUUUUUCUUCUGACUUGAACAUAGGGUGGUUUUUUUAUUUUAUUUUUUGGUGUGGAUUAUCUCUUUGGAUCGCGCCGGACUUGGCCUCAGGAAAGCAAGCGGGGCUGUCAAAGGCUGUGGGAGAACGCUCUGCUCUGCACAAGGGGGUCCCCCCCCCGCCCUCUUUCCACUUUUUUUUGUCCUUCCCCUCCUUCUUCUCUCUCUCUCUCCCUCUCCCUCUCUCCACUCCCCCCUCUCUCUUCCCCACUCGGCUCCUCUCCCCCCUCGCGCCCACAGCGUUUGGUGUUGAUUCGAGCGGGAAGAGGGGGGUGGGUGGGAUCGGAGGGGGAGACCAUGACCUCCAGCUACGGGCACGUUCUGGAGCGGCAACCGGCGCUGGGCGGCCGCUUGGACAGCCCGGGCAACCUCGACACUCUGCAGGCGAAAAAGAACUUCUCCGUCAGUCACCUGCUAGACCUGGAGGAAGCCGGGGACAUGGUGGCGGCGCAGGCGGACGAGAGCGUGGGCGAGGCGGGCCGGAGCCUGCUGGAGUCGCCGGGACUCACCAGCGGCAGCGACACCCCGCAGCAGGACAAUGACCAGCUGAACUCGGAGGAGAAGAAGAAGAGAAAGCAGCGGAGGAACCGGACCACCUUCAACAGCAGCCAGCUGCAGGCCUUGGAGCGCGUGUUCGAGCGGACCCACUACCCCGACGCCUUCGUGCGGGAAGACCUCGCCCGCCGGGUGAACCUCACCGAGGCCAGGGUGCAGGUGUGGUUCCAGAACCGAAGAGCCAAGUUCCGCAGGAACGAGAGAGCCAUGCUGGCCAACAAAAACGCCUCCCUCCUCAAAUCCUACUCAGGGGACGUCACCGCCGUGGAGCAGCCCAUCGUGCCGCGUCCUGCCCCGAGGCCCACCGAUUACUUCUCCUGGGGCACGGCCUCUCCGUACAGAUCCUCGUCCCUCCCAAGAUGUUGUUUACACGAGGGACUUCAUAACGGAUUCUAACGGAAGACACUGGAAAGUGCCAUGGCUACUUAUUCUGCCACAUGUGCCAACAAUAGCCCUGCACAGGGCAUCAACAUGGCCAACAGCAUUGCCAACCUGAGACUGAAGGCCAAGGAGUAUAGUUUACAGAGGAACCAAGUGCCAACAGUCAACUGAGGAAAAAAA